This is a messenger RNA of Mugil cephalus (flathead mullet), 1677 nucleotides long. RefSeq names its product C1GALT1-specific chaperone 1 (gene c1galt1c1). The transcript is spliced from 2 exons. The record is from RefSeq and is a predicted model, not a curated record. NCBI's taxonomy places the organism in Eukaryota, Metazoa, Chordata, Actinopteri, Mugiliformes, Mugilidae. Gene Ontology annotation, molecular function: N-acetylgalactosaminide beta-1,3-galactosyltransferase activity. Bases 174 to 1133 code for a protein of 319 amino acids.
AUGCUAAUAAUUUGUGAUAAAUUUGUUGCGAACAAUUAGUUAUUCGCGUUGAUAGCAUCGUUGAUAGGGAGCUAAGUGCUAGCUACCUAAGCUGUCAGUUCGGAGUCCCAGUGUCGAAGUUACCUUACGUGAAGGCUACCUGACUAUUUUAGUUGUCUUUUGCCCUCCCCAACAUGUUGUCUGACGGGAGCUCUUUCAUGAAGGGCAUGGCCUUGGGUGGCAUGUUCUGCUUGAUACUGUCAUUGCUGAGCAGUUUCAGUCCCAACAUUGAUACCAGGACAGAAAACCUACACCACCACCAUCAUCACGUCAAGGCCGCAAGUGAUGAGGAGCUGAGACACUUCUCUGACAGUCAAGUGAAGGAGUUGAACAAGCAAGUCGAGGUCUAUUGCAUCAUCAUGGUUGAGCCCAAGAACCUUCUCUACUGGGCAACUGCUUUAGACACUUGGAGUAAACACUGUGACAAGCCUGUGUUUUAUACGACAGAGUCCUCUAAGGCGCUCGAUGCCGUAGACUUGAAUGAAAAAGACGAAUGGAUGAGGUUGCGUAAAGCUCUGCAGCAUGCUUAUGAAAACGCCGGGGACCUGCGUUGGUUCUUUGUGGCACAUCCCACCACGUUUGCCAUCAUUGAGAACCUCAAGUAUCUCGUCCUCACGAAGGAUCCAAGCGAACCUUUUUACCUGGGCAAUCUUAUGAAGUCAGGGGAGCUUGAGUAUGUGGCGUACGACAGUGGAAUUGUUCUAAGCUAUGAAGGUCUGAGAAGGCUGGUGAAUGUGUUCAAGGAUGAGGAAAAGUGUCCAGAAAGAGGACGUGCUCUGUGGAAGCUGAGCGAAGAGAAGCAGUUGGCCGUGUGUCUGAAAUAUACCGGAGUGUUUGCAGAGAACGGGGAAGACUCGCACGGGAAAGGCCUGUUCAACAGCAAGAGUCUGGAGAACCUGAUAAGGGACAGCAUCAAGGACAACCCCACUAACGUGGUGGAGGGCUGCUGCUCUGACAGGGCAGUCACAUUUAACGGGAUGUCCCCAAAUCAGAUGCAGGUUAUGAUGUAUGGAGUUUACAGACUUCGUCCUUAUGGGCACAACUUUCAUGACUCGUUAGUAUUUUACCCCCCUGAAGGUUCAGACAAUGACUAGACUUGCAGUCCUGCAAAAUGGAUGUGUAAUUUUAAAUAUUUUGCUUCUGUGAUGGCAAACUUAACUUUGGCAUGGUGGUUUUCUAAUGCUGUUUGUAAAACUGGGUGGGAGUAACACUUUGAUGUACACAUUUUGUACCUUUUGCACAAAAUAUGUAUCUCCAUUCCAUUGUAAUGAUGGUAAACACAGUCGAUUGGUGUGCCAUCCUUUGAAUGCAGAUGGAGCUGGGAAAAUAUAUCAAACGUGAGACUAGAUCAUCUGUACGGUUUGAUUAUUAAAGUACUGUUAAUGUUUGAAAUGAAUUUGUUUUAAGCACCCUCUGAUUUCAAGAGUUAAGGUUAUACAUGUCGCACUUUCCAUCUCAAAGUGAACUGGAUUCGUAUUAAACAAAUAGGAAUUAGUCUUCAGAUAAAUAGACGAGAUAUACCUCACUGUUAUCGGUAUAUUUCUUCUAAAUUAAAGGAAAAAAUAGUGGUUUGUUUCACUGGUAUUUUUAAGCUGACCCGCUGAAGUGACUUUUGGGAAAUAAAAAUUAAAUGAAUUA